This is a messenger RNA of Coffea eugenioides, 4906 nucleotides long. RefSeq names its product putative late blight resistance protein homolog R1B-16. Gene Ontology annotation, molecular function: ADP binding. Lineage: Eukaryota; Viridiplantae; Streptophyta; Magnoliopsida; Gentianales; Rubiaceae. Gene Ontology annotation, biological process: defense response to other organism. The coding region runs from base 1 to 4053 and encodes 1350 amino acids. The transcript has 5 exons. The record is from RefSeq and is a predicted model, not a curated record.
AUGGGACAACCCGUAUCCACAUUGGUUCUUUGGGGCCGCCAUAUUCACAUGGCAGAAGCUCAUUGGUAUGGUGGGUCAACGACAGCAUAUGCCUGUUGGUACCAUCUUCCCUUGACAAAGUUUCUUUUUUAUCGGGAAGAAGGAAAAGUCUUGCGAUAUCAUAACAAAGUUGCAGAUCUUGAAUAUCAAUUGCUACAACAGACAGAAAUCAAACAUCAGAGUGAAAAGCAGAUUACCAUGAUGAACAUCUCCUUCAGCAGUAGCGCUAGUUGCUUCGACUAUGCUUUAGAUUAUCUGGGCUGGCUUGAAGAGAAUUUUUUGAGAGAGGUGAGCUGGCUGUUGCAUUCUGAGAUCCUGAAGCUGAAGGUGGGGAUACGUCUAUUGAAAACCUUGGAUAUGUAUAUUAGAAAGUGUAGGAGGAGGAGUAACCAGGGUACGUGUUUGGGAUAUGAUAAGGAGAACAGGGAUGAUGCUAAGUCUGACAGUUUGAGACUUAGCAGUAUUUCAUACAGGAUUCAAGAUCUAGUUAUGGUGAUACCGCUGGGACUUCACUCUGCUAUUGUUAGAUACAAUCAAUCUGGUGCUUCAGAUCUUAGUGUCAUCGAUUCUGAGCUCGCUAAAAUUGCGGAAAAUAUGAGGUGUUUUUCUGAAAUAGAUAUUGAGGAAUUCAACAUCACCAGUUUGUUGCUCUACUACUCACUGGGAGAUUCACAACUAGUUGUGGAUUUCAUUGAUUCCAUUUCAGAGAAUCUGAGGUAUCUUUGCUACGAAGAAGAUGAAGUUGAUGAAACUCAGAGAAUUGUACUGAAAAUUCUUGAAGAGAAGCUAAUGUUCGUCAAGAGUUUCAUUCGUUUUGCGACACUUCGAGGUGUUGGGGUUCAGGAAUCAAAAGAUCUGUUGGUCCACGUUGAAGAUGUGGCUGUCAAUGCUGCAAGCCUGAUGUGUAGAUAUUGGUUUCAGAUAAAUAAUGAACAAGUGCACAAUGAGAUGAAACCUGAAGUUUCUGAACUGAUACACAAGAAGAUUGAUCCGGUUGACCCCCAGGUCCGAGAAAUUUAUAUCAAUGUCUUGACAGCUUCCAAGUUAUCAAGAUCGUCCUACACUUUCGCUAUGAAGGAGAAUAAGCAUCUUGUGGCUGAAUUUAUUGAUCAUCUCCUGCACAAUCUUAUGGAGCUAUUAGAAUCUUAUUCAAGUUUCCUAGUUCCAGUGAAGGAUCAAAUGUUAAAACUCCACCAGGGACUAAGAUUCCUGAUUAUCUUUCUUAGCGGGCAGCAGGAGAAGUUCGAUGAGCUAAAUGAUGAGAUGAAGGAUCUAAUUGGAGUUGUGGUCUCUGAUGCAGGUAUUGCGAUUUUCUCCCUUUCUGUGAACGAAAUGAAAGAAGGCUUGCACAUGGAAACAGAUCUGGCACUUUCUCAUUUGCUCGAAGUGCUCAAGUUGAUCAUUGCUGAAGUUGGACACAUUUAUUCAGCACCAUCAUCAUCAUCACUUACUUUCCCUAGGACUAAUGAACUCGGCUCUCUUGAUUCUCUUCUAGAAACUCUCAAGGAACUAGCAAGCUCUACAGCUGCUUCAAUUGCUUUCCCAAACGAUCAAAUACGCACCAUCCUAGAAGAUCUUGUCUUCUUAAGAUCUUUUCUAGGAAAUGUUGUAGAGCAGCGCAAACGAAAUGAAAAACUCCAAGCUCUUUGGAGUCGUGUCAUGAAGGUUGCUUACAGUGUAGAACUAGAAGUUGACUUUGCACUGGCUGGUGAUCAACAUGAACAUUGUUUGGAUGCUAUUGCUAGAGAUAUCAAGCUUGUGAAGAUAGAGGCUGAAGAGAUCUAUGAUAGCAUAAGAUAUGAUGUUGAAACCCAGAGGCUAACCAAGAUUACCAUUCACAUGCCGGCACAAGUUACUGCUCCAACGUUUAAUGAAGCUCUGGUAGGUCUCGAUGAUGAGGUAGAAAGUAUAAUUGAUAGACUUACGAGAGGAUCAAGCCAGUUGGAUGUUGUUGCCAUCGUAGGUAUGCCUGGGCUUGGUAAGACAACUUUAGCCAAUAAUGUGUAUGGUGAUACUUCAAUAAAGUUCCACUUCCAAAUUCUUGCUUGGUGUACUGUUUCUCAAGUAUAUAGCAAGCACAAUUUGUUACUGCAGAUUUUGAGUGUUAUUGAUUCUAACAGUUCUGACCAAUGCCAUGAGAUGAAUGAAGAUGAUUUGGCUCAAACGUUGUAUCAGCGUUUGAAAAGGAAGAGGUAUGUCAUUGUUUUGGAUGAUGUUUGGGAUAUUGAAGGGUGGAAUUUGUUGAAACACUCAUUCCCAGAUGACUGCAAUGGAAGCAGGAUACUCUUAACCAGCAGAUUUCAGAAUUUAUCAUUGCAAAUUAAACCUGAUAGCCAGCCCCACCAUCUUCGCCCACUUACCGAUAAGGAGAGUUUUGAAUUGCUGCAGAAGAAGCUAUUUGCCAAAGAAGAUUAUUGUCCUCCAGCAUUAAGGGAAGUUGUACAGCACGUAGCAAAAGACUGCAAGGGCCUACCUCUCACCAUUGUCCUCGUUGCUGGAAUUCUCGCUACUACUGAGCAAGAUUGCUGGGAAGAAGUUGCAAGACGUCUAAGGUCUAGCAUUUUUGCUGACGAUGAGCACUGCAUGAAGACAAUUGAGCACAGUUACAAUUAUUUACCAGAUUAUUUGAAGCCAUGCCUUCUUUAUUUUGGUGCAUCUCAAGAAGAUAAAGACAUUCCUGUCAGAAAGUUGUUAUGGCUUUGGAUGGCUGAAGGAUUCGUGCAAAAAACUGAAGGAAAGAGUUUAGAGGACGUGGCGGAUGACUAUUUGAUGGAUUUGAUUGGGAGAAGUCUAGUUAUGGCUACCAAACAAAGAUCUUUAGGUGGGAUCAAAGUUUGCCGAGUUCAUGAUUUGGUACGUGAGUUUUGUGUGGCAAAAGCAAGAGAAGAAAGUUUUCUACAAAUUUCACAUGGGGAUGAUCAUCUUACUUUUAUUGGACAGUGUAACCCCCACCGACUAGCUAUUUACCCUACUACGAGUCAGGGACUCAAAAAGUCAAUGCUAUUUUUCCCCAAUUUGCGUUCUUUGCUCUUCUUUGAUGUUUAUGAGGAAGCGGAACUGGGUGAAAUUUGGUUCAAACUUCUAUCAUCUAAACUUAUUAGAGUGUUGGAUUUGGGUUACAAUUUGGCUUUUUUUUCAGAGGAAGUAGUAGUAUUCUUUGUUCACUUGAGGUACUUGAACAUUAGAUUGGACAGUAAAGCUGGUAUCCCAUCUGCAAUAGCCAAGCUCUCGAGAUUAGAAACAUUUGUCAUAAUAAAACCCCGUGGAGGGUGCAUUUUGUUACCAAACACUAUCUGGACCAUUAAAACAUUGAGGCAUCUUGUCGUAUCUGGACCCUUUGAAGCUGGUUUCCAAUUUCGCAUUGACAAUCUUGAAGGCUCACCAGAUUUAGAACAUUUAGACACUUUAACCCUUGCAAUUACUUCCUCUCCUCAAAGCUUGCAAAAGAUACUGACAAAGUUUCCGAGCAUCUGCAGGCUAAAAUGCGUGCAUGUCCAUGACAGAGUACAUGAUGGGAUUCUCGUGCUGGACCACUUAAGUCGAUUAGAAUCACUUAAGAUGAGCAGUUUUAAAGGAUAUGAGUUUGAAUUCCCAUUGAAUUUGAGAAAGUUGACUCUCUCAAAUAAUCGUCAGCCAUGGAGUAAAAUUUCAGCAAUUGGAAAGCUGCCCAACCUUGAAGUCCUUAAAUUAGGCUGUGAUUCCUUUGUGGGGGAAAAGUGGGAAAUGCAAGAAGGGGAGUUCCAAAACCUCCGAUUCUUGAAAUUGUCACAGUUGGACUUUCGCUGGUGGACCGCCUCUUCUGAUAAUUUUUGCUGUCUUGAGAAAUUGGUUUUGACUAUGUGUGAAUGGCUGGAAGAUGUCCCUUCUUGUUUAGGGGAAGCCCUCACUCUUGACAUGAUUGAGGUAAUAUGGUGUCCUGAGUCUGCAGUAAAUUCUGUGAAGCAAAUUCAGCAAGAACAGAUGGAUAUGGGAAAUAAGGAUCUAAAGAUUGUUGAUGCUGCACGGAAUUGGUGAUGGUCCACGUUUUCUUCUAAGUGCCAACUCAGAAAGAGAGUCGAUCUCCUCUCAUCACAUUUUGCAAAAGCAGAGUGUGGUUCCACUUAUUAGAUUUGUGUGAUCCUUUCAACCAGCUGAGCACAAGCAUGCAUGCCAGGUCCUCCAAGAAAGAACAUCUGACUUUCAAACAGAUAUUGGAACUGUACUGCAAAGUUUUUGGCUGUUAAUUGUCAGGGUACUACACAGGAGGACAACCAAAAUAAAACCACAGACUGCUGGAGCACGCAUGGAUGGCUUGAUAGCCUUCUUGCAUUACUGGCCUGGAACGGAUCCCUCAACUAGGGAAGUAUUUCUGAUGCUGGCAAGGUUCUUGAAUAGAAUAUUUCAACUGGAUGGAUCAGUCACUCGCCGGAGGCUUCAUCAGCUAUUGAAACUUCAUGCUCUCCCUGAUUGAUCUUGUUCUUGACAGAUAGUCUCUUCCUUCCAGCAUCGUAGCUCACUAGCUUGCUCAUCAUCUUAUAAGUUGUGUUUAAAACCUUUUCUUUUGCACCAUUCACAAGUAGCCAUUCCUCUUCGCCGGUGAAGCCUUCUACAAUCAGAUUUGGAAGGGGAUCAAGUGUUGCUGGUAGCUCAGACUCCGAAAGAGCAGCAAUACGAAUUCCAUUUGCUCUUAAUCAAAUGAAAAUGACUAUUGUAAUCAAGUGUAAAAUGUUUAGACUGCAUUGUUUUGCUCUAAAGGAAAAAAAUCAUGCACCAAAUUGAAUUGGAUAGUAUAUUUUUCUCUCAGUAAUUAACUUGCAAUACGUGAUGAAGAUCUGAGUAGGAUAAGAAGGAUAAAAUUUUAGAUUUUUUGUUUGUAUUAAAUAUGUUC